Manihot esculenta (cassava) is the source of this 692-nucleotide messenger RNA. RefSeq lists its product as uncharacterized. The transcript is spliced from 2 exons. NCBI's taxonomy places the organism in Eukaryota, Viridiplantae, Streptophyta, Magnoliopsida, Malpighiales, Euphorbiaceae. The coding region runs from base 82 to 396 and encodes 104 amino acids. The record is from RefSeq and is a predicted model, not a curated record.
UUUAUGGUAUCAAAGCUAGAAAACUCUUGAGUUUUCCACUACAGAUCUAGUUUUCUUCCUCUGCGAAUCCAUUCUAUUUUAAUGGCUUCUGCUUCGAACACAACCGGUGUUAUUCAUUCUUCUGGAAAGAUGCUAGUCUCUCUUAAUGCUGCAUCACAGUUUCCAUUGAAGCUUACGAGAGAAAAUUAUCCUGCUUGGCGCGCUCAGAUCGUGCCGGUGUUGCGUGGGCAUAAUCUAAUGGGUUAUGUUGAUGGAAGCUUUCCCUGUCCGUCUCAAGGUGUUCAAAAGGAAGGGAAAGAGAGACUUCAGCGGAGGCAUGGAAUAACAUCAAAUCAUCGUGUGCUAAUAGGAAUGCCACGAGAAUACUGUCGCUUCGUGAGAAGCUUGCUAAUCUGAAACGUGAGAAUCGAUCUGUAUCUGACUAUUUACAGACGGUUAAGGCAAUUUCAGAAGAUUUGGCUAUUUCUGGGAGUCUGAUUUCUGAGAUUGAUCUUGUUAUUCAUGUGUUGAAUGGUGUGGGGUCUGAUUUCAGGGAUAUUGCUGCUGCGGUUCGAGCUAGAGACACAGUAAUUUCGUUUGAAGCACUUCAGGAAAAGCUUCUGUCUCAUGAGUUAUAUUUGAAACGGAUUAAUUCUAUUGAUGAUCCUGCACCAGUUGUUGCUCAUAAUGUGCGAAAGAAUUCUAAUAAUCGC